AUGUCCUUGAGCGCUACUGGUGGGAAAGCCCCAAGACCAGAGCUUCUUGCCAGUCAGGACUCCUCGGCCCUGGCAGGAAAGGCAGAGCGGCAGAAGAGGAUGGAGAGAGCACCAAGAGCCCUGGAGUUCAGAUGGAAGGAGUUGGCUGCAUUUGAGGGAAAGCGCCACUCCUCACCAGACAGGGCGUUUGAAGCGGCACCUGAGACAGCAGAGGAAUCACAGCCGCAGAGAGAGCUGCGGAAGGAGGAAGUUCCUCUGGCAGUGACAAAGGUUUGCCGCUUGCAGCGGCCAGCACACAGGACUCUGGAGAAGCUGCUCCAGGAGUUCUCUCGCCAAGGGCACACACUGUCCCAGGUGUGCAAAGAGAAGGCAGUGCUGGCACAAGAGAACGCUGCCCUACAAGCCCGACUGGCAGCCACCGAGCGGGACCUACGAGGCCUUUUGGAGCAGCUGGCAGAGGCCAGGACAGAGAAGGAGAGCUUGCAGUGCAGCCUGUUGGCAGCUCAGCAGCAGGUGUCAGAGCUGGAGAUCACCAGGAGCCGUCUGGAAGGCCAAGUACGCACAGCCAUGCAGGCCAAGGAGCUGAUACUUGAGGAUGUCAGGGGCCUUCGUUGUGAGCUGCAAGCUGUAAGAUCUUUCAGCAAGCAGCAAUGUGACGAAAUGGCUCAACAGCUCCGCUUGGCAGAAGAGCAGUUCAGCAAGGCUCUGAGAGUCUGGCAGUCUGCUCAGGAGGAGGAGAAAAGGAAGCUCCUACAAAAACAGGAAAGACGGCUGAAACAACAGCGUUUGGAGGCGCUGGAGCAACGGGAACGCUUCCUGGCAGAGCUCCAGCGCCAGAAGGCUGCUCAUUUAGACAAGGUGUACCGCCUGCAGCGAGAGCUAAGCCAAAGGCAGCAGCAGAACAAACUGCAGGCAGAGCUGCAGGAAGCUCAGAGGAAGAUGAAGGCAGUGGAAGAGAGGCACAAAGAAGAAAUGGAAAGGAUGCAGAAGAUGCUGCAGUACAGGCUGGCAGAAGAAAAGCCAAUGGACGUGGGCUCUGCCAUUGAAGAUGCAUCUGCAGCAGCAUCCUCCGAAGAAGCCUCCUUUCCACAGCCUGAAGAGCUGAGCGUGAGCAGUUCCCCCUGUUCAGGCCAGGAGGCAGAGCAGCUGUGCCAGGAUGGAGAGAAACAGGGCUUGGAGCAGCUGAGGAGUGUUGUGAGCGUGGCAGAUCCAAAAAAGAAAUACACUGGAUGGAAAUUUAUUGGCAGUGGGGGAUUUGGAACCGUUUAUAAGGCCUUUGACGCUGCCACAGGACAAGCGGUGGCCAUAAAGAAACUCGAUCUCCAGCACCAGGGCUGCAAGCAAGUGAUGAAAGAAAUCCUGGUCAUGAGGGAAAUGAAGAACCCCAACAUUGUCACCUACCUCGAAAGCUACCUUGCCAAUGAGGCUGUGUGGCUGGUGUUGGAGUACAUGGAUGGAGGCUCCUUAGCUGGUGUGCUCCGGAUGAAAACAAUGGCUGUAGGACACAUAGCAACUGUCUGUCGGGAGUGCCUGAGAGGCCUGGAUUUCCUUCAUGCCAACAACAUCAUCCACAGAGACAUCAAAAGUGGGAACAUCCUUCUGGGCCUGGAUGGCUCUGUCAAGUUGGCUGAUUUUGGCAUUUGUGUUCAGUUCAUCCCUGAGAAAAGAAAACCAAGGGCGAGGGCCGGGACCGCUCGCUGGAUGGCACCCGAAGUUCUGAGGGGAGUGCCAUACGGCCCCAAAGUGGACAUCUGGUCCCUUGGCAUCGUGGGAAUAGAAAUGGCCAAAGGAGAGGCUCCGUAUAUUCGGGAGAACCGUGCCAGGGCUGCCUAUCUGAUACGCACCCAAGGAAUACCAGACCUGGAAAAGCUCAACCUACACCCAGGCUUGUGUGAAUUUCUGGGCUGCUGCCUGCAGAUGGAUGUGGACAGGCGAGGCUCUGCCAAGGAACUUCUGAAGGUUUACCUGGUAGCGAAGGAACUGAAGCAUUGCAGUGCUGGGGACGGAGGCCCACAGUGA
This is a messenger RNA of Poecile atricapillus (Black-capped chickadee), 2019 nucleotides long. Its product is annotated as serine/threonine-protein kinase PAK 3-like. Gene Ontology annotation, cellular component: cytoplasm. The record is from RefSeq and is a predicted model, not a curated record. The transcript has 18 exons. Lineage: Eukaryota; Metazoa; Chordata; Aves; Passeriformes; Paridae. Gene Ontology annotation, biological process: regulation of axonogenesis; protein phosphorylation; regulation of MAPK cascade. The coding region runs from base 1 to 2019 and encodes 672 amino acids. Gene Ontology annotation, molecular function: protein serine/threonine kinase activity; ATP binding.